GUGUCAAACUCGUGUGACAAGUUAUCAAGUCUCAAAAAUCGUGAUUAGGACUUUUAAAAACAUUAACAUUGCCACUGUUAUUUGUUUGUUCUCUUUUAUGCAAAAUAAUUAAAAGGCAAAUAGCAAUAAGGACGUAUUUUGUUGUAAUUUUUGAGUUGAAAUUGAAACUUCUCUGCUAAUACAUUAUAAUGGAAGCAAUGGAAAGCCAACCUUGUGUAUUUUUAGGAAUAAAAGUGAAGUCUGGACCCAUCGAACGUUUCAAGCUUGAAAAUUUCACAUUGGAUAACACGAUAGAUAAAUUAAGAGAUCAAGCUGAGAAGAAAACUGGUCUACCAUCGUCAUCUUUAGAGUUGAUCCAUCAUGGUAAAAUAUUAAAAGAAUCAACUUCACUAAUGGACAGUGGUAUUAAAAAUGGGGAGAUGAUACAUGUGGUGAAAAAAAAGGUAGUCCUACCACCCCCACCCCCACCUACUUACCCUGAUUCAGCACUGCAACAGUUGAACAUAUCUCUCCGCACAUUAGGCUGUACUCCUAAUGCACCAGGAUGGACAAGAGCUAUGCAGUUACUCAAUGAAGAAUCAGCUAUAUCAGAGAUAAUAGAUCAUGCACCAUCUUUAGCUGAUGAUUGCAUGACAAUCUCCAUCUUGCAUGAAGUUGAGCUCUUGGCAGCCCUCGGAGCCAAUUUGCAAACAAUGCGUCGUGGGGCCGACGCUCACCCUGAGCUGCCGAACGCCUUACGACAUCUAUUGCGGCUUACAAAUUCACAGUCUAAAAGUGCAGCACCUGAUUCCGCACCCACAUCAGGUUUCGCUUAUUCUUUGGAAGCCCUCUCCGAAGAUGAAGAUGUUGAGGAGGAGGAAACUGAGGAGGGUGAGGAACGGUCAGGCAUCACACCGGAACAACUGGCUUCAGCAUUACAGGUAGCUACUCAAGCCCUGAUGUCACGUCCAGGGCGGUCGCGCAGUGUUCGCGGUGUACUCCACAUGCUCCAUGAUCAGCCUACUACCACCACUACCACUGCAACCACAACCACCACCAGCGAGCCUACCACCGCCGGUGGUGCGAUCACAGCUGAGAUGUUCGACGAGGCCAUCAUAAGAGCCCUACGACCCAUGGACAACACUAGUGCUGCGUCUUCGUCUCAAAGUUCCGGACGUGACUCCGACUUCACCACUCAACUCAGUCACAUGCACGAAAUAGGACUAUUGGACGACGCCAUCAACGUCAGAGCACUCAUCAUAUGUGCAGGUGACGUGAACGCAGCUAUAAAUCUGGUGUUCAGCGGAGCUAUUGGGGACGAUUAAAGCAAACCAUUGGAACCAUUAAUAUUAAACUUUGUUUAUUUUCUAACACUUAGAAUUUUGUUUGCUUAAAAACUAAAAUAUCACUGGAUGCCAAUAUCCAUCAGGCGAUGUAAAUACUGUGACCGUGAAUACAAUUCAUUCACUAUU
Molecule: messenger RNA, 1451 nt
Organism: Danaus plexippus (monarch butterfly)
Lineage: Eukaryota; Metazoa; Arthropoda; Insecta; Lepidoptera; Nymphalidae
Product: ubiquitin-like protein 7
Exons: 7
Coding region: 189-1304 (371 amino acids)
Biological process (GO): ubiquitin-dependent protein catabolic process
Cellular component (GO): cytosol
Molecular function (GO): polyubiquitin modification-dependent protein binding
Source: RefSeq, a predicted model, not a curated record